Messenger RNA from Ilex paraguariensis (yerba mate), 678 nucleotides. The record is from the annotation of a GenBank genome assembly. NCBI's taxonomy places the organism in Eukaryota, Viridiplantae, Streptophyta, Magnoliopsida, Aquifoliales, Aquifoliaceae.
AUGUGCCCAACUUUCAGAUGGAUGGAGGAGUCUUAUAAGCUCAUUUCACUUGGUUUCCCCACUCAAGCUCCUGAAGAAAUCUCGGCAGCCGCUUGUGAUGACAAGCCAGAUCGUUUGGAUAUGGCUUGGCUUUAUAACGCGAUGUGCAAGGUACUUUCAGAGAACGCUCAUGAUUCAGUGGAGGCGCACUUGGGAAACAAGCCGGCAGGUCACCAGUUGAGAAAAAACCUUGUCCCACUCGAGGCAAUCUAUCAAGACAUAAACCGAAUUCUCUCUCCAGUGCAGCUGAAUUCUCCUGGUUCAGAACAGCCUAUGUUUGGUGCAGAUCAACAACCACCAGUUGCAAAAGCCAGUUUUCUGGCUACACCUCAAGGAGAUGACCAAGAGUCUGGUGCUGAGAUGGCAACUGAGACAAAAGUUGCAACGUUGCAGUCAGAACCUCAGACACAGAACAUUAAUGUAGCAGAACCUGACCUAGAGAUGAAAAAAAACAAUUCUCAGUGUGAUGUUCCUGCUGCAGAUUUGUGUUCGGUGGAUGCUGAACCUACAAGUUUAUCCAAUGGAACCGGAGACGUGGAAAUGGAAGAAAAGCAACAUAAUACCGAUCCAACCGUCAAUGCUUCAACAGAUGAAAGCGCAGAGAAAGUGGACCCUGGGGUCAUUGUUUUAGACGAGUAA